AUGAAGGCGAAACCACUGGGCAGUUACUCGGACUCGAAACGGUUUGCGUACCGUAUCAACAAGCAAGAGAACAGAGCGGAUCUGAAACGAGUGCAGUUCUCUCCAGAUGAUGAUCAAGAGACCAGUAGUGGCGCCGUGAUAGCUCUGCCCAAGAAAAAGUUCUACAGACAACGGGCGCACUCAAACCCGUUCUCGGAUCACCAAUUGGAGUACCCUGAGUCUCCUGAUGCGAUGGACUGGGCGGAACUCUACCCGGCGUACGUGGACGGUGCGACAGGGAAGAUGACUCAGGAGGUAACGAUUGCCGACAUAGGGUGUGGAUUUGGUGGGCUAAUGGUGGACUUGUCCCCAGAAUUCCCAAAGGAUUUGAUCCUGGGGAUGGAAAUCCGUGUGCAAGUGACCAACUACGUAGAGGACAGGAUCAUCGCAUUGAGGAAUAACAACCUCGGGAGCACGGAACACAACUACCAGAACAUCAACGUCUUGCGGGCCAACGCCAUGAAGUUCCUGCCCAACUUUUUUAAGAGGGGCCAGCUGUCCAAGAUGUUCUUCUGUUUCCCGGAUCCGCACUUCAAGCAGAGGAAACACAAGGCGAGAAUCAUUACGAACACGCUGCUCAGCGAGUACGCCUACGUACUACGGGAGGGCGGCACCGUGUACACUAUCACGGACGUCGAGGACCUCCACCACUGGAUGGUCAAGCAUUUGACAGAACACCCGCUGUUUGAAAGACUCGACGGAGAGUGGGAAGCGCAGGACAAGUGCGUCUCCAUCAUGCGCAAUGCCACGGAGGAGGGCAAGAAAGUCGAGCGGAAAAGAGGAGACAAGUUCGUCGCCUGCUUCAAAAGACUGCCAUCCCCGCAAUUAAGCUGA
This is a messenger RNA of Huiozyma naganishii CBS 8797, 873 nucleotides long. It is a transcript of the gene TRM8, whose product is annotated as tRNA (guanine46-N7)-methyltransferase. Gene Ontology annotation, biological process: tRNA methylation; RNA (guanine-N7)-methylation. Gene Ontology annotation, molecular function: tRNA (guanine(46)-N7)-methyltransferase activity. Bases 1 to 873 code for a protein of 290 amino acids. The record is from RefSeq and is a predicted model, not a curated record. The transcript has a single exon. Gene Ontology annotation, cellular component: tRNA methyltransferase complex. Lineage: Eukaryota; Fungi; Ascomycota; Saccharomycetes; Saccharomycetales; Saccharomycetaceae.